This is a messenger RNA of Bombus impatiens (common eastern bumble bee), 1537 nucleotides long. RefSeq names its product lipoyl synthase, mitochondrial (gene Las). The record is from RefSeq and is a predicted model, not a curated record. The transcript is spliced from 7 exons. Bases 74 to 1267 code for a protein of 397 amino acids. Gene Ontology annotation, cellular component: mitochondrion. Lineage: Eukaryota; Metazoa; Arthropoda; Insecta; Hymenoptera; Apidae. Gene Ontology annotation, biological process: lipoate biosynthetic process. Gene Ontology annotation, molecular function: 4 iron, 4 sulfur cluster binding; lipoate synthase activity.
AUUUACUUUAAAUUCAUAGUUAUAAGUAAAUAUAAAUAAAUAAUUACAAGUUUGAAAAUGUUAGUUUGUACAGAUGUUCAUUAUCGUAUUUGAUAGUAUUCCAUGCUAUAAGGCCGAUUUCUUUUUAUUUUUGAGAGGUUAUUUGAAUGUUCAUUUACAAGCAAACAUGUUUCAAGUUUUUCGUAAGUCAAGUCGAGUAAAAAUAUCUACUGCUUGUAAUUUUCACUCAUCAUUGCAAUGUGUCAAAGAAAAAACUUUUUCUCAAAAACUAGCGGAUGGACCUAACUUAGAACAUUUUAUUGCUGGUACCUACAAAGAAUAUAAUGGAAAGUUGAAGUUAGAAAAAGGUGAUAAAUCUCGAUUGAAAUUGCCACCUUGGCUAAAGACAGAAAUCCCAAUGGGUAAAAAUUAUAGUAGAAUAAAGUCACAAUUAAGACGAUUACAAUUAAGCACUGUAUGUGAAGAAGCACGAUGUCCUAAUAUUGGGGAAUGUUGGGGAGGUGGUACACAUGGAACAGCAACGGCUACUAUUAUGUUAAUGGGCGAUACAUGUACCCGUGGUUGUCGUUUCUGUUCUGUAAAAACAUCACGCACACCAUUACCAUUAAAUCCGGAGGAACCAGUAAAUACGGCAACUGCAAUAACAGAUUGGGGUUUGGAUUAUGUUGUACUUACAUCGGUAGACAGAGAUGAUUUAAGUGACGGUGGAGCUAGUCAUAUUGCAGAAACAGUGAAGGAAAUUAAAAAAAGAAGUAAUAUUUUAGUGGAAUGUUUAGUACCAGAUUUUAGGGGAGACAAAAAUUGUGUUAAAAUAAUUGUUGAUUCUAAUCUUGAUGUGUUUGCUCAUAAUAUUGAAACUGUUGAACAUUUAACUCCAUUUGUUAGAGAUAGACGAGCUGAAUAUAGACAAUCGUUGAAGGUAUUAGAAACAGCAAAGGAAUGCAAUCCAGAAUUAAUUACAAAAUCAUCGAUAAUGUUAGGAUUAGGGGAAACUGAUGAAGAAAUUGAGCAAACAAUGACAGACUUAAGAGAAGCAGGUGUAGAUGCUUUGACACUUGGCCAAUAUAUGCAACCUACAAAAAGACAUUUAAAAGUAAUUGAAUAUAUUACACCUGAAAAAUUUAAAAAGUGGGAAAAUAUUGGAAAUGAACUAGGAUUUUUAUAUACUGCAAGUGGUCCAUUAGUGCGUUCAUCAUAUAAAGCUGGAGAAUUUUUCUUAACAAAUAUAUUAAAAAAACGUAGAAACAAACAGAUUGAAAACCAAUAAACAUAUUUGUUUUAAUUGUAAUUGAAAAUACUUGUGUAUUCAUGUAUAAUAGUACAAAUUAUUGUAUAUCUGUACAUAAAGGAAUACUAUCAAAUCAUGUAGAUAAUUGUAAUUACGUGGCUAAAGAAAUAUAUUAUAUAUAUUGAAAAUUAACAAAAUUUUCAUGAUUCAUGACAUCCUAUUGUUGUAUUGAAUAUGAUGAGGAAAAAUACAAUUUUUAAACGUAAAAUGCAAAUUCAUUUUAAAUGUAUACAUAAAAUAUGCUAUAAA